GCGCGGCUUGAAUACGAACAUUGUUUGAGGGAAAGAGAUAACUGAAGGCGCUCCUGGCAAUCAGGAGGAAGAAACUGGAGAAAGAGGGCAAUCUGGUCGGGCCGGAGACAAGAGGAGGAGGAGUGUGCAAAACGGCUCCUCACCCUGCCGCCUCCCCGCUCUCCUCCGCACCCAGAGCCGGCGUCGGAGAGGAGGACUCGCAAUCUGCGCCACCGGGGGAGAGAAGAGAAGGUUAAGAGUCCUGGGGGCGGGGCAGAGUCGAGUUGCCGGAACGCAGCUGCCUUGUCGUCGUCCUAGUCGCCGCGGCGGCGGCGGCUUGUAAACAGAUCCGGGGCCUCCACGUGACCGCCUGAAGUACCUGUGUGAGGGGACUGUAUUGACUAGUCUUGUCUUGUCCCCGGCAGGCAAGCAGCAGCAGCAGCAAUAGGAGCCGCCGCCGCCGCCGCCGCCGCCUGGCUCUUGACAACAAAGCAGAGAGAGAAGGGGCGGCGAAAGAGAGCGCGCGCACCGCGGCGGCCGUUGCAGUUACUGACGAUUCUCUCGCGCCUUAGCCUAUCCCCUCAUCCCUUCCCAUCGCAUCCCACCCGGCCCCGCCAGUAGCGCAUCCUUCUCUUUCAGCUUCCCUCCCUCUUGCCUGCCCGCCGGCCGCUAAAAUGGCUGAGGCUCCUGGGCAGUGACUGGGUGCCCGCGGGCAACGGCGGCUGGUAGUGGGGAAGGGGGACAUCUCAGUAGGGAAGCCGAGAGGUGGCGGCGGUCGGUCGGUCACCAUGAGCACCUUCGCCUUGGAGGAGAGUCUGGAGGCGGACUGGGUGGCCGUGAGGCCUCACGCCUUCCAUGAACGGGAGAAGCACAAGUUCGUCUUCAUUGUGGCUUGGAAUGAGAUCGAGGGCAAGUUCGCCAUCACCUGCCACAACCGGACGGCGCAAAGGCAACGCAGCGGCUCCCGAGAGCUCCGCCGCGGUGGCAGCCCCAGUCCCGGAGAAGCCGAACAGCGAGCCGCCUCCAGCAAGGCGGCCGGGAGCCCCACGGUGCGCAGAAGUAGUCCGGCCUGGACCACCGGCGAGCCUGGCCAAGCCAGGAGCUCGCCGGUUUCGCCUGCCCGGGCCGCGCCGUUGCCAAGGAGCCCCGGCAGCCGAGCGGCUGAGGCGUCGUCGCAGAGGAGCCCGGCCAGAGUGAGGAGCAGCCCGGCCCGGAGGCCUCAGCCUGUUCCGAAGGCGCCACUCAGCCCUGCGGCCUGUGCGGCCGAGGACAUCGAGGUGCUGGAGCUGGGGAAGGACGAGUCUCCGGGAAGCGCCGCUUUCUUCCUGCCGGCCCCGCUCGCCGGGCCUCAAGCUGCCGAGCCGCCCUCUGUGGUUGCCUCGGAGACGGAGUCGUCGUCGUCCGGCGAGGAGUGCAGCUGGGCCGGUCUGUUCUCCUUCCAGGACCUGCGGGCUGUUCACCAACAGCUGUGCUCUGUCAGUUCCGAGCUGGAGCCCUGCUUGCCGGUCCUCCCCGAGGAGCCGUCGGGCAUGUGGACGGUACUUUUCGGGUCUCCAGAGCUCUCUGAGGAGGAGAUGGACGUUUUGUGCUACCAGCUGCAAGCUUACCUGGGCCACUGCCUGGACACCUGUGGGUGGAAGAUUCUCUCCCAGGUUCUCUUCACCGAAACGGACGACCCGGAGGAGUAUUAUGAGAGUCUGAGCGAGCUGCGGCAGAAGGGUUACGAGGAGGUCCUGCAGCGGGCCCGCAAGCGCAUCCAGGAGCUUUUAGAGAAACACAAGAAUACAGAAAGCAUGGUAGAACUGCUUGAACUAUAUCAAAUGGAAGAUGAAGCAUAUAGUAGUCUUGCUGAAGCAACCACAGAACUUUAUCAGUACUUACUGCAACCAUUCAGAGAUAUGAGGGAACUUGCAAUGCUCAGAAGACAGCAAAUAAAGAUAUCCAUAGAGAAUGAUUACCUAGGACCUAGAAGAAUUGAGAGUCUACAAAAAGAAGAUGCAGACUGGCAGCGGAAGGCCCACAUGGCAGUGCUUUCUAUUCAAGACCUUACUGUUAAGUACUUUGAAAUAACAGCAAAAGCACAGAAAGCUGUGUAUGAUCGAAUGCGAGCAGACCAGAAAAAGUUUGGUAAGGCAGCUUGGGCAGCAGCAGUGGAACGAAUGGAAAAGCUUCAAUAUGCAGUGUCUAAGGAGACUUUGCAGCUGAUGAGAGCGAAAGAAAUCUGUUUGGAACAGAAGAAACAUGCAUUGAAAGAAGAGAUGCAGACUUUACAGGGUGGCACAGAAGCCAUAGCCCAUUUGGACCAACUUGAAUCUGAUUAUUAUGACCUGCAACUUCAGUUGUAUGAAGUGCAGUUUGAAGUUUUGAAGUGUGAAGAACUGUUGCUGACAGCACAACUUGAAAGCAUUAAAAGACUUAUUUCAGAGAAAAGAGAUGAAGUAGUGUAUUAUGACACUUAUGAAAGUAUGGAAGCUAUGCUUGAAAAAGAAGAUAUGGUAAUGUCUAUACACUUGCAAAGAGAAGAGUUACAGAAGUUGCAACAGAAAGUCCGCCAGCUAGAAGCAAGGCGUGGGCGCAUUUCAGCUAAGAAAGCCUACCUCAGAAAUAAAAAGGAGAUCUGCAUUGCAAAACAUAGUGAAAAAUUCUUGCAGCACUUUCAAAGCGAAGAGGAGUCACAGCAUACUGCAAAGUUUAAGAGGGAACAGAUGCAAGCUGAAGAAGAAAGAAAAAGCUCAUGGGUUAGUCAGGAACGACAGAAAACACUGGACAGACUUCGAACAUUUAAACAACACCACCCUGGGCAGGUAAUACUCAAAUCAACCAGACUUCGACUGGCCCAUGCAAGAAGAAAAAGUACAGCCAGUUCAACCUCAUGCACUGAUCAUCCUCUAUUUCUACCAGUAACUACACAGACUGAUGAGAUGGGGCAAGAAAAAGUAACACCUUUACAAAUCCAGGAGCCUAGGAGCUUAGGACAAUUUGAAGAUACUUUACCUCCCUGUGGUGUUAUCUCUACAUUUUCUCAAAUUACUUCUCUUCCGGCUCUCAUCAGUAAUGAACUUCCUCCUAAUAUAGUUAAUGAGACACCACUUCCUGCCCCUCUGCCACCACCACCGCCACCACCUCUGCCCACCAAGGAAGAAUCUACUUGGUGCUCUGAGAAAAGCAGUAGCCCUGUUAAACAAUAUAGCAUGGAGAAGCCAGUCCUAUUGACCACUGUGGCACCCUCAGCUCAUUUCUUUGAUAGCAGCCAGUUAGUCAGUGCCAAGAAGAAACUAAAGAAGACAGGCGAUAUAGAAGGCUUGCAGAAGAGAAGAGUGAGUUCCCCAAUGGAUGAAGUAUUGGCUUCCUUGAAACGUGGUAGCUUCCACUUAAGGAAAGUUGAGCAGAGAAACCUCCCACCUUUCCCUGAUGAAGAUGACAGCAAUAACAUCUUGGCACAGAUAAGAAAAGGUGUGAAACUGAAGAAAGUGCAAAAGGACAUUAUGAGAGAAUCAUUCACAAUUCUACCUGAUGACCCUUUAACACGCAGUAUACACGAAGCACUACGACGAAUUAAGGAAGCCUCACCAGAGUCUGAAGAUGAAGAAGAGAACCUGCCUUGCACAGACUGGGAAAAUUAAGGUGCAGAUGAUCCUCCAGAAUAUGCUUUCCUUUCACUUUUGAAUGUGUAUAGUCAACAGUUUGAUCAUCACCUUCUGUCUGGGAAGGGCAUCAUCUGACAAACAAUAGAUGUGUGCUGAAGAGCUGGAAUACAUUUUUUAAAGUUAUGGUAGAAGAUUCUUUAUUUCGAUGUGUAUUUUGUGUAUCACUGAGGAGAAUGAACCUUUCAAGAUAUUUCUAGUUCUUCACUCAUUUUUUACAUUUGUGUGAAACACUAAAUUAGCACCAGUUGCAGUAAAGCUUCUUCCUGUCAUAAGUUACCAGGACAUGUAUGAAAUCUGGUCUUUGGUUCACUGAAGACUUCACUGUUUAAUAAACAAACAUCAACUUCUUAUACAACAGCAGGAAUUCUCAUAAAAAUCUUUAUUUAUCACUGUAUUUUUCGUGCAGAAGGUGGAUUUCAGAGAUAUAAUGCAUUUCUUAACUGUUCAUAGUACAAAAUACAAGUUUGUUUGAAAAUGUAUUGUUUACAGCAUAGUACAUUUAAAAUGGCAUAUAGCAGAACCCUCUAGAAGGCCAUGUAUACUGUGUACAUCUUAUAUUUUUAAAUUAGACUGUCCCGUGCUCUUAUAAAUAGUAACAUUUUAAUUGCAGGGCUGAGUUAUAAUGAAGUUACAUAAAAAAUUAUUUAUAGAAGCAAUAUUUUGUAAUGAGAAUACUUAAAAUUAUUUUUGUCUAUUAGUUUUGACUGUUCUUUGAUUUUUCUAAGAAACCUUUAUUUAAGGAGAAUGCAAAACUGAAAUAAGAUUUUACUUUUAAGUUUUGGAAGUUACAAUUCCCCCCCCCAGUAUUCUUAUUUCCAUUCAUUGUUACACAUAUUUGAACUAUGUAUCAGCCUGCUUAUUUGAAAACGUACUUCCUUUUUAACCCUGGUUGUAUAAUGGUCUAAAUGAGGCACAACCUUCAGUAGAGUGAAUAUGUAAAGCAACAUACUCCCAAACAGCAUGACUAAUAGCUGCAGGCAGCUAGUUUUAUAAUAACAGAGUGCUGAAUAGUAUUUCUGCACCAGGACUAAUCUUACCCUUAGUAAAACUCUCUCUUGAUGAAAAUCUCUACUUAAAGGAAAAUCUUGAGCUUGCCCCGCUUCUUAUUUUAAAUAAUGUAUAAUGAUCUCUUAUAUUAGGAAAAAUCCAUUUUAAAGUGAUUUACUAUACUUAUUCACAGCCCUGUUAUAAGCAGAUUCCAUGAACUUUGUAUAUUGGAUGGAAUGCAAUUAGUAAUUCCACCCACGUUUCAUAGUAAGAGGUUAAACAUCUUGCUUUUUUCCUUUUAAAAAUACUUAAAAGUACCCAGAACACUUGAUGAUACAUUAUUUAACAGUACAGUUCACCUCUUGGAAAUAUUUGGGUCUGCAACAAUGACCACCUUGGUCAAUGACAAAAAUGCCAAAUAUUUUAAUGGGACACCUUCCAUUCUAAAGCUUAUUGCCUUAUAUAGUCUGAAAUGCUGUCCUUUCCCGAAGAUAAGCUUGAGAAUAGCAUGAGUUUAGUUAAUAUGGGAACACCUUCUGUUGGGAAACAAAUAACAUCAGAUGUAUUAUGGAUUGAAUAUUAAUUUCCUGAAAAACAGACAACCCAAGUUUUCUUUACAAGUUACUGUAUAUUAACCAAAAUUGCAUUAUACAGUGUGUGGUUAUAAUCCCAGGUAAUGCAGGGUUCAGUGGCAAUAAUUAAAUCGCUGCAAAAUGUAUCUGUUAACCUCUAGCGUAAACCCGUCAUGUAUGUGGUUGAUAUGUCUUUGUUGUUUAGUCACCCGCACCCAAAUUUCCAUGAUAUAAUACAUUGUAUGAAUUUUUAGUCAUAGUACAAAACAUGAACUUCUGAAAAUUAGGCUGACAUGGAUCAUGUAAAGUUUUGCACAAUCAGUUGCAUCAGGAGCUUCAAGCAACACAUUUCACUGAACAGUUCACAUAAGACAUUAACAAAAUCCCUAUUGAAAAUUAGGAGUAACACUCCUUGCGCUUACACUGUUUUGCAUCUAGAAAUUUUGAAUUCAUGUGAAGAGGUUAUGAAGCUCCCAAUGAUUGUACAGAUGAAAUCUUUGUCUUGAAAACUGCAUGGUUUAAGAAAAACUAUGUCUGACAGUGUAACUAUUGCAAAAUUCAGAAACUGGCUUGAGUCUGUAAAAAUGGCUUAUUCAUAGCAUCAUAUUCCUUCAUCAUCUGUUAGGAAGAAGAGAUUGAUGUGGCUGCCAGUAGUGCCUGGACAGCAUUUUACACAAAUUUGUUAUGUCAGGACCUUGUCCACUAAUAGCAAUUAUUUUUACUCCUUGAAGCCAUUGCACGAGGCUGCAAACUGAGAGUGCUCUAAUCUGGUGCAUUUCUCACAACAGACUUUGCAAAUAUAUAGGCAUUUAAGAAAAGAUCUUGGUGAAUGCUACUUGAAAAGGCAUUCACACCUAAAUCUAUGCAGCUGACAAGUGUGCAUGAAAAAAUGCAAUCCGUAUUUUUAUGCUGUAGACUGAGCACGAUUCCAACUGUAGCCACUGUUCUCAAUUUCUUUUCCAUAAUGCAUACUAUAUGUCAAGAAACUUUGUGUAUUCCAGAUAUACCUAGAUGCUCCUGAAAUUGGUGGUAGACUUUCUCAAGGAACAAUAAAUGCCAGGUGGUGAUGAAUGGUGUGACGUGGCAAAUUUGCAGCAGGGGGUCCAAUGUGCUGAGAUGUUCUACUUUCCCUAGAAAAACAAAUUAUGUUGAAGGGGAACAGCAACAUUUGUUAAAGUGAUUUCAUAGUGUACGUAACAAUCCCAUGAGUCUUUAAUUUUAAUUGCUUGCUUUAUUUGUAUAGUGACUUUAAUAUUCUUUAGUAUAGAUAGUUUUGCUUCUUGUUUCAAACAUUUGCUUGUAAAGCUUUUCAAAAUAGAACAGCUUAUAUCAUAAUAUUGGUAACCACAAAAACAAAUUAACAGCACUAAAUUAUAUGUUGCAGAGGUAUAAGUGAAUCUAGUUCACCAAAUGAGUUUUGUCCUGAAGCUAUGUUUUAUGUAGAUGCUGUCUUCAGAGAAUCAUCUGCAUCUUUGCAAUGCAGUCCAGUCAAAAGAGAAAACUUUCACUGAUUGUCAACAUUUUUAUUUUUAUUUGAACUGAUUUUAAAAGAGCGAAUCAUAAAUUAAACCUAUUUGGAUUUAUGAGCGUAUUUAUUUUCACUGUAAUGCUUUUAUAAUUUGGUUACCCGUGUUAGUCAUCAUGAUUUCAAAAGCAUGAAGCAAGCUAAAUCUAGUGUUGGCGAAUUGUUAACAAGCACAUAGGCUUAUUGAAAGGAUGUGCAAGAGAUGCUUGUUGAAAGAGAUGGGUGUGCCUUAUUGAGAGCAUAUAGAACUUUUAAAAGCUACUAGAGCUGAUAGUAGUGUGCUAUCAAUAUUGACCCCAAUCUAUCAGCAGUCUGAUCCUGGAAACAGAUUGCAGCGCCAACCACCGUGGAAGGGAAUAUCCAGAUUCAAUAUGGUGUCCUGCUUUUCUGACAGCUUUGAUCACUCCAUGUUAUAGCAGCAGCUGCAUAGCUUUUUUGUGUUCUUGCAGUUCCCUGGAUUGGGGCUAAGUGUUCUUUAAUAGAGAAAAGCACAUUAUUUUAUUACUGUGUAAUUGUUUGAAAAAUACAGCACUAGCUGGUUUUAUCCUGUAACUAAUUUUAAAGCUUCCAACAAAGUAUAUAUUGCUACAUAAAACCUUAUGUCAUUAAAAUCUAAUUUGGGCCAUGGUGAACAUUACAUCAAUAUCUUUUGCAAGCUGUUAUCUAAUAUUUUGCACAGCCUUUUCUGUUGUUUAAGACAAUAGCAACAACAAACAAAAACCUGUUAAAUCUUUUCUAUGAACUGUCUAGGCCUGCAUGCUUAGAAUUCUAUUAUCUAUUAAUACGGGUGUUCACACUAAUUCUGAUGACAAAAAUGAUUAAAAGUCCAAUUCAGAAAAUACCUUCUUCCUGGCUUUAUACCCAGAGUGAGGAGAAGACUAGAACGGUCCCUCCCCAUCAUGAAUUGCAGAUAAAACAGAAGCUCUCUUAAGACAUUCAGCCUGAACACGUGAGGGCAAAAGUGUAGUGGGCCAGAGAUGUGUGUGCUAGGCCCACCUCCAAUAUCCCCACAUGAGCAAGACAUACCUGCUCCACACUCAGUCUUGCCAUGUUGAGUGGGAAGGUCUGAAGGGGGGCUCUAAGAAAGUUCAACUGAACGUGUAUAGGACCCCCUCGUGAGCGAGAUUGGGCUCCUGAUCGCAGGGAGACUUCUCAGUACUUUGAAGUUUCCUUCAUUCCUUUAUGCUAAGCAUGCAAGGAGCUGGAGCAGAGGGGACAGGGCUGGCAUGUGUGUUCGCUUGUUUAUGUUUCACCAGAAUGUCUGAAGAGGGCUAUACAGAACCACAAGCACCAGUGGCAAUUAUAAAUAAAUUCUAGCUAACAACAGAGAAAGCCUUUAGUAUGUUCCACCAUAGAAGUAACAAAGCAAUCAUGUGCCAGUUCAAAUAUAACUGUGACGUGUCUCUGGAAUUACCACAUCCUAUUUCCCAAACACCUGGAUCAGGAAAUCCCCAGGAAGUCCACCUCAGUUUUGCUCAGAUAUGCCCUCUGUACCUCAAGCUUCAGUCCCACCACCUUUUCCCCCAAAAGAUGACCACUGGGAUAAUCAGUCUGUAAAAUUGGUAUAGGAAGGGAAUAGGAGCUUCGUGUGGUAGCCCUCUUGACCAAGCUGACACAUGGGAUUUUGAAUCAAACAAACAAACUUUAUUAUAUAGAUGAUGUUAAAAGGUAAUAAUAAAUGAAAAAGUUGUUGUUCCUAUCCUACCCCACUAAUUCCAAUGAAAUCCUUCCCCCAAAACCUCAGCCCUUCUAACUCAAUGUUCUCUUCUUGAUCCCUAAUCCUAUCUGUCGAAUCCCAGUGGUUUUUCUCUCUAAAACUCCUCUUGGAUUUCUCGCUCACACCCCCUCACACCUGUCAGCCAUCAUCUGCACCUACUAACAUUCUAAUAACACUUUCCUGCCUGAAUAUCAUUUCAAAACAGUUUUAAACAUAUAAAUAAGUCUGAUUUCGUUGCAGUAACACUAAACCAUAGUGUAAUGUUAUAAAAAUGAGCUGGGUCAGCCUUGGGCUUACACUCUUGCAUAUCCACUUUUUGGUUUAUACUAACCACCAUUUAUUGUUAAGUCUGAAGCAGAACAAAUGUGGUUAGUGUUAAAGGAUAGUUUAUUGAAACAAGCCAAGAUUAAACUCUGGCUCAUUCAAUAACCAUAACUAAAACUAGUCAGUUUCAGGUUCAAAUGUAACAAUAAAUUCUGAUUAAUUAAAACCAGGAAGGAAAUGCUUCCAGUCUUCUUGCUGCAGUGGAUAAGGGGUAGAGCUGAGUAUUUGAGGUGAGCCUUGAGCAGGCUUGCUCACUUGACAUUGGCUAAACCAUGGUUUAGUAUUACAUCUGGACCAGUCACAGACUCUCUUUCAAAAUGUACCAGCCAGCAUCUUGCACUUGGAAUCAGCAGCAGUGACAUGGGUUAGGAUGCACCCACUGCUCAUCCCAUGUAAAACUAAACAAACUCUUGCAAGUACAUUCAAAAAAGGGAUAGACUCAUUGGCUAGUACAAACAAUAACUGGAAGCCCAGCUAAAAAGUCACUGGAUCCAUGGUCAGUAACACCCUCCUGUGAUGAGGGGGGUCAAGUAAGGCACAUGUCAGUCUGGUCUCACAUUGGGUAUAAUCCCUGAACAGGUCCAAACUUGUAUUAUUGGGUGGCUUCACAGAGCAUUAAGUGUUGUGGAGGACAUGUGGCUGAACUAGCAUGAGCACAGCUGGGCGUGUGCACAUAGUAGAGGGAUGGCUAACCUGUGACCCUCUAGACAUUGCUGUACAACCUCCAUCAGCUCCAGCAGGGAUGGACAAUGGUUGGGGAUUAUGAGAGUUGUAAUUUAACAGCAUCCCUGACUAGUGCCUCUGUUCCCUGCAAUGCCACUGUGCCCCUGCAUGAUUGGUUGGUGAUUGUAACACAGCCUUCACAAGGGAAAGAGUGAUCAUGACAUCCAACACUGAAAUGCAAAGAUGAGUUCUCAAACUUACAAAUGAGAACAAAUCAAUACUGCAAGAAUUUCAGUUAUAGAUGUGCCCUUAGAGGGUGUGUUUUUCACUUUAAAACGGUGGUAAUGUAAUCUUCAGGUUUUGUAAACUAAGCAUUGUGGUUACAGACUAUUGCCAUUUGCUUAUGCUGUUGUCUACUUGCCAUAAAUGUCAACAGCAAAUGUGGCAUUUUUAUUAUUAUGGUUUGGUUCCUUAGUAUCAAUCAUGACUUAUGGGAAAUGCUUUAUUUUAUAAAUUACUUCUUAUAUGAAGUGAUACGCUCCUACGUCAUACUCAAAAAAGGCACACUGAAAUCAGUGGACUUACUCUGAGUAUGAUUAGAGAUCACCCAAAGUUUCCCCCCACUCUAUUGUCCCAGUCACCCCUCCCCUUUUGUAAUGUUGUCCAUAUGUUUGUUUAUAUAUAUAUGUAUGUUUGUUUAUAUAUAUAUAUAUGUAUGUAUGUAUGUAGAAAUACCAGCAGUCCACAGGGAUCCCCAAAUAGGAGCUGGACUAUGCUGUGCUCUCCCUGCUGCUGAUUUCAAUUCCCCCCAAAACUGAAUGUUCCCCCAAUGGAGUAAAUGGCAAUUUCAAAGGGGGGAUUUAAAAAGAAAAACGAUAAGGAAUGGGUUAAAAAACAAAACAGUGCCAUGGCCCCAAUACAAUGAUUGCUUUGACCUUUUUUAAAAAAACUGGUAUUCCAAUUAUGGAGCUCCCAUUGUCACAGCUUAACUUGGUCCACCGUUUUACUGUGGCCUCAGCCUACUUGAUAUUUAUUUGUCAUUUUAUGAGUUGCCAGGAGUCAGAGGUGUGUUAAUGCGUUUGCUGAAAUGUAGAAGGCUGUUGAUUAUGUUGCAUGGGUAAAGCUUGUUAAACAUUAAUGGAACACUUCAUCUUUCAAAAGCUCAACACUCAAAAGGAAAACUGAUUCACUGUUCACUUAGUGCAAAAUGACUAAAAAUGAGCACACUGUGCUAAACUCCUUUAACACAAUUGUAUUUAAUGGACAUUUGUAAAUGGACAUUGCGUAUGUAAAAUGCUGCAGCAACCUUGCAAUACCUUUAUAAUGCUCAGUGUUCCAAAGUAUUACUCAUGAAGCCUAAACUAAAUGAGCAUUCUUAGCAAUAUUCUGAAAACUAAGUUUUAACUGUUUGCCCUUUUGCUUUUUUUCUCUUUUGCCUUUCUGCAACUUUAUUGUAUUGCUUCACACUUCAUGUUUUUUACUAUCAUGGCUUUGAAAUUCAAACCUGUACCCAAAAUCCUGAAUGACUUGUCUCUUGUACAUGCAAUGUAACAACAUU
Messenger RNA from Rhineura floridana, 10972 nucleotides. It is a transcript of the gene JMY, whose product is annotated as junction mediating and regulatory protein, p53 cofactor. Lineage: Eukaryota; Metazoa; Chordata; Lepidosauria; Squamata; Rhineuridae. The record is from RefSeq and is a predicted model, not a curated record. Gene Ontology annotation, molecular function: actin binding; Arp2/3 complex binding; transcription coactivator activity. The transcript is spliced from 11 exons. Gene Ontology annotation, cellular component: nucleus; cytoplasm. Gene Ontology annotation, biological process: Arp2/3 complex-mediated actin nucleation; 'de novo' actin filament nucleation; intrinsic apoptotic signaling pathway by p53 class mediator. The coding region runs from base 768 to 3602 and encodes 944 amino acids.